GUCAUUGUCCCCCGCCGGGCGGCUGGGCUGUGUGCGGCGGCGGUGGCGGCGGCGGCGGCGGCCGAGGGGGAUGGAGCGAGCGCCGAGCCGGGUCAGAGUUGAACAAUGACCAUAGUUGACAAAGCUUCUGAAUCUUCAGACCCAUCAACCUGUCAGAAUCAGCCUGGCAGCUCUGAGGCAGUCUCACCUGGAGACAUGGAUGCAGGUUCUGCCAGCUGGGGUGCUGUGUCUUCGUUAAAUGAUGUUUCAAAUCACACGCUUUCUUUAGGACCAGUACCUGGUGCUGUAGUUUAUUCAAGUUCAACUGUUCCUGAAAAAUCAAAGCCAUCACCACAAAAGGAUCAAGUUCUAGGUGAUGGCAUUGCUCCUCCACAGAAAGUUCUUUUUCCAUCUGAGAAGAUUUGUCUUAAGUGGCAGCAAACUCAUAGAGUAGGAGCUGGGCUCCAGAAUCUGGGCAAUACCUGUUUUGCCAACGCAGCACUGCAGUGUUUAACGUACACGCCACCUCUCGCCAAUUACAUGCUAUCACACGAACACUCCAAGACAUGUCAUGCAGAAGGAUUUUGUAUGAUGUGUACCAUGCAAGCACAUAUCACCCAGGCACUCAGCAAUCCUGGGGAUGUUAUUAAACCGAUGUUUGUCAUUAAUGAGAUGCGGCGUAUCGCCAGGCACUUCCGCUUUGGAAACCAAGAAGAUGCCCAUGAAUUCCUUCAGUACACUGUUGAUGCUAUGCAGAAAGCGUGCUUGAACGGCAGCAAUAAAUUAGACAGACAUACCCAGGCUACCACACUCGUUUGUCAGAUAUUUGGAGGAUACCUAAGAUCUAGAGUCAAAUGUUUAAAUUGCAAAGGUGUUUCAGAUACUUUUGAUCCAUAUCUCGAUAUAACAUUGGAAAUUAAGGCUGCUCAGAGUGUCACCAAGGCAUUGGAGCAGUUUGUGAAGCCGGAACAGCUUGAUGGAGAAAACUCCUACAAGUGCAGCAAAUGUAAAAAGAUGGUUCCAGCUUCAAAGAGGUUCACUAUACACAGAUCCUCUAAUGUUCUUACACUUUCUCUGAAACGUUUUGCAAAUUUUACCGGUGGAAAAAUUGCUAAGGAUGUGAAAUAUCCGGAGUAUCUCGAUAUCCGACCAUACAUGUCUCAGCCAAAUGGCGAACCGAUUGUCUACGUCUUGUAUGCAGUACUGGUGCACACUGGUUUUAAUUGCCAUGCUGGCCAUUACUUCUGCUACAUAAAAGCUAGCAAUGGCCUCUGGUACCAAAUGAAUGACUCCAUCGUAUCCACCAGUGACAUUCGAUCGGUACUCAGUCAGCAAGCCUACGUUCUCUUUUACAUCAGGUCCCACGAUGUGAAGAACGGAGGCGACCUUGCUCAUUCCGCCCACAGCCCUGGCCAGUCCUCUCCCCGGCCCGUCCUCAGUCAGCGGGUUGUCAGCAGCAAGCAGGCAGCCUCAGGGUUUAUCGGACCACAGCUUCCCUCUCACAUGAUAAAGAACCCCCCUCACCUGAACGGCACAGGACCAGGGCCGUUGAAAGAGACGCCGAGCAGCUCCAUGUCCGGCCCUAACGGGAACGCGGCGGUUAACCGGGCUGCGCCUGUGAACGCCUCGACGCCCGUCCCGACCUGGUCCGUCAGCAGGCCCUCCGUCCUUCCGGAGCACCCCAAGAAGCAGAAGAUCACCAUCAGCAUUCACAACAAGCUGCCUGUGCGCCAGGGCCCGCCUCAGCCCGACCCGCACAGCAGCUCCCUGGAGGGCCCCGCCAAGCCCGCGCCCGCCGCCGCCGCCGCCGCCGCCGCGCCCUCCGCUCUGCAGUCUACCUCGCGCGCAGCCCCGCCGCCGGCCGCCGGCAGGGCCGCCAAGCAGCUCGGCCCGCCCGAGGCCUGCUCCAAGCCCGUGAUGAACGGCAAGUCCAGGCUGAGCUCCAGCCUGCUGGUCCCCUACGGCGCCGAGUCGUCGGAAGAGUCUGACGAGGAGGCCAAGGGCCUGGGCAAGGAGAACGGCCUGGGCCCCGCCGAGAGCGCGCGCUCUCCUGCUCCUCCCGAUGCCACCGCCGCCGAGGCCCCUCCGCACGAGCUGCUCGAGCUGCCCGUGGCCCUAAAUGGUGCUCCUAGUACAGACAGUGACCCGAAAGAGAACGGCCUGCCUUCCGAUGGGGCGGGCUGCCCAGUCCAGCCGGCUCUGCACCCAGAAAACCCCUUCUCCAAGGCAAACGGUCUCCCCGCGAAGCUGAUGCCUGCUCCUCUGCCACCUCUCCCAGAAGACAGAGUCUUAGAGACCUUCAAGCUCAGCACCAGGGCGCAAGGCUCCGCAGAUGAGACGAGUUCGACGGGGGCGGAGGAGAGCCCUGCAGAGGAGCCCGCCGCCGAGCUGGGGGCUGGUAGCCCUGCCCCGGAUUCCCCGGAGAACCCCGAGACCGUGGCGAGUCUUAGCAGCACGUCGAAGAAGGCUUCGCCGCCCUCGGAGCCCAGCAUCAACUCUACCAAAGAAGCCUCUGAAAACAGUGCGGCAAAGCCCGAGGCGCCUUUGCCGAGCAGCAGCAGCAGCCUUUGCACCGUCAGCAAGAGCACCGGCGGGGACGAUGCGCGCGCUCAGCUCGCUGACCCUGCGAGCUCCUCCACGCACGGUCCCAGCAAACCUUCCCGGGACGCCGAAGGGCUGGUGACAGAGCGGCCGCCGGACUCGGCAGCUGCGGAAGCGGCGGGGAGGUUGAGCCCCAGCCCCUCGGAGCGGUCCGAGGACCCCCGGGAGCCCGAGCUGCCGCCUCUCAGCCGAGAGGGGGGCGCGGCGGCCGAGGCGCCUGCGAGCACCGGGCUGCCCGCGGGCGAGGCGCCGCCUCCGCAGCCCUCAGACCCGCGGGCAGAGCGCCUUGCGGAGGCGGGCCCCGAGCAGAGUGGCGGGGACCGAGCAGAGGAGAGCGCGGUCGGCCCGAAGGCGCAGGCUCCGUCGCCGGUUCCGGCUCCGGUUCCGGAGAAAAUCGGCAGCCUCAGAAAAGUCGACCGGGGCCAUUAUCGCAGCCGCAGAGACCGCUCGUCCAGCGGCGAGCGCGCGCGCAGCAGGAGCAGGACGGAGGAGCAGCAUCGCCGCAAGCGGCCCCGGCCCGAGCGGCCCGAGCGGCCCGAGCGGCCCCGGCCCGACCCCUGCGGCCCGGCCCCGCACCACCCCGCGCACGGCGGCGAGCGGCUCAGCCUGGCCCGCUACGGCCACCACCACUCCCGGAGCAGGGGCGGCUCCGAGCAGGAGUGGGGCCGGUACCACCACGCCGAGAGCGAGCACGCCUGGGCCCGGGAGAAGUACUACCCCGACCGGACGCGCUGGGCCAAGUGCCGGCACCACCACGACAGGUACGCCCCGUACCCGGCGCGGGAGCUGCGCGACUGGAAGCCUUUCCACGCCGACCGCGAGUACGAGCGCGCGGGGCCCUACGGCAGCCGGCCCUACAAGGACCACUACCGGAGCAGGAAGGGCUACGAGCUGGCCGCCAAGGACAAGGAGCGGCACCGCUUCCCCGGGCCCCGGGCGGGCCCCUCCCACGCCCUGCCCCCGCCCCCCCACCCGCACCCGCACCCGCACCCGGAGAGGUUCGGCCCCGAGAAGGCCGCCCUUGGAGCCGAGGACAGUGGCUGUCACCUCGCCGGUCGGUUCCAUGAACACGAAAAUGUCAAGUCACGGAAACGGAGAUACGAGAGCAUGGAAAACGCGGACGGGCACGUGGAAAAGAAGGCCUGGAGAAGCUUCCAGAAGGGCCCUCUGGAAGAACCUAAAGUGAAGAAGCACAAGAAGUCAAAGAAGAAAAAGAAAUCCAAAGACAAACACCGAGACCGGGAUUCCAGGCACCAGCCGGAUUCCGACCUCUCGGGAGCACAUUCUGAGGCCGACCUCCACAGACACAAGAAGAAGAAGAAGAAGAAGAAGAGACACUCACGGAAAUCAGCGGACUUUGUCAGAGCUGCGGACGCGCCCCUGCCCAAGGCCGCCAGCUGCCAGACUGUGGACCGGUUCCGGAGGGCGGCCGGCGCCUUUCCGCUCCCGGACGGCCUGCCUCUGGAAGGGGCUGGACCUUUCCGCGAGAAAACAAAACAUUUACGGAUGGAAAGCAGGGCUGACAGGUGUCAUCUGUCUGAGUGUGGCCAGGGUGAUUGAAAACUUGGCCUCAAAGCAAAGAAUUCGCUAGUUACGAUUCAACGUGUUCAACAGAAGCCAUCCCCAACCCAGCUUAAAUUAUAAAUAGAGAAAAUAACUUUGUUCAAAUCUGCGUGGUGCUUCUUUAGUAAAUACUGUACAGAUUUUACCAUGGAGGACUUUUUUUUUUAGUUUUUACCUUUUCUUAAUUACCCUUAUUCCAAAUGGACGAACACUUUCUACAACUGCUGACCACUGUAAAAUACUGUGUAUAUAAAUCACAUUGAAAUAACGCCCUGGACUAGAACAUCUCAAAUGCUGCUUAAUCACAGACUCAGGUUGAUCACUCGUAUUCCAUGUAACGCUCCUCCGAGUUAGCUAGCCGGUGCAAGACCAGCCGGGACACCAUGGAAUUAUUAAAAGUACAAACUGACAGUGUGUAUAUUUAAUUUAAAAACUUAUUUAAAAAGAUUCACACGCUCUCAAUGAGACUUUUGAGAGCAGUCUGUUUUCUGUAAUGUCUGAUACUAGAAACUAAUUUGCUUCAUAUUUUAGUUGUAUUCAAGAUUUGAAGAUGUAUUUUAUAGACAAGUUCUGUUUUUGAACUUCGUGGAACUAUUCCAAUCAAUUUACCAGUUAUGAUGCGUAUUUACAUUAUGAAUGUAUAAUCCAAACAUUAUUUGUAAGGCCUACAGUAUGUUUUUAUUACCUAACUUUUUUAUACAGUGUCUCUUGUCUUGACUAUGAUAUUGGAGUCUGAGUUGUCGGCUUGGUCCCUUAAAGUUUCUAGUUACAGACAAAAUCAUACUGUGAUUUUAUUUUUAAUAUGGAUAUGCUAUCAAACUGUGAUACACUUAUAAUUCACUGGUCCUGCAUCAGGAGAUGGAGUGGGGAAAACUGUAUUUGAUACAGUUCGUAUCUGAAUAAUCUGUAUGGUUUAUACAGUUUGUGUUGUUCAGAGAUGUCUAAAGAAGUUUGAUCUUUGUUUUUUUAAAGAUUAAAAAAGCACUUGCCCCACUGUAAAUAUACAGCAUGGAAAAUUUAUAUAGUAUAUAAAUGGCAGCAAAUUAAA
Molecule: messenger RNA, 5191 nt
Organism: Phacochoerus africanus (Common warthog)
Lineage: Eukaryota; Metazoa; Chordata; Mammalia; Artiodactyla; Suidae
Gene: USP42
Product: ubiquitin specific peptidase 42
Biological process (GO): protein deubiquitination; regulation of apoptotic process
Cellular component (GO): cytosol; nucleus
Molecular function (GO): cysteine-type deubiquitinase activity; cysteine-type endopeptidase activity
Source: RefSeq, a predicted model, not a curated record